Eimeria necatrix is the source of this 1440-nucleotide messenger RNA. RefSeq lists its product as hypothetical. The transcript has a single exon. The record is from RefSeq and is a predicted model, not a curated record. Bases 1 to 1440 code for a protein of 479 amino acids. Lineage: Eukaryota; Apicomplexa; Conoidasida; Eucoccidiorida; Eimeriidae.
AUGACUGGGCCCCAGGAAUAUGCGCAGACAGCUGCAAUUUAUACUCCGCUUUCACACGAAGCAGAGCCUCCAGCGGAAGGCUUUUUCGUGAAGAGAACUGAUUCACACGUAAAACCUAAAUAUUUGGAUUGGGGGUCGAGGGGCGGCCCCGUCUUCUUCGCCUCAAAUGCACUUGGUUUCCUCUCCCUCAUAGCAGCAAUAUAUCUUGUCUUGGGCGGCUAUUGGUGUUUACAAGAGCUAAGCUCUCACCGUUUGCUGCACACUGGCGUGCAAAAACGCCUGUUGUCUGAGGAUGAUGCUAAUUGGAUGAAGGAAUGCGUGCAAGAAGGUAGCAAGGAACGGAAAGGUGGUCACAGCAACAGUGAACGGCUUGCGCACUCCGUUUGGGAUCCCGAAGGUGAUCGUUCGCAAGAUGAGAUUCCAAUGAGAUCUCCUGGAUCGGCUGGAAAUGCAACGAAAAGGCGUGGCCGUCUCCCGGUUGAGAGUGCAAAUACCUACUUAGGGGCCCUUUCCCAAAGGCUCCCAGCAGAAGAAGCAGAAUAUAGACGCCAAAUAGACGCCCUAAGUCUCCCUUUCGCUGAUUACUGGAAUUUAACAGUAGGUGAAUGCACGCUUUUAUUCAGAGCAAGGCGACGACUACAAGAUAUCUUGGCAUUUAGGGCUAAGGCUCUUUCAAAGGUGCACUCGUUAGUGCUCGAACAGCAGUACUAUGAACAAAAGAGAACGCAACUCAAGCAAAUCUGGGACAAACACUCUCCUGCCAUGUUGAGGGAAACAGGACAAAACCUAGCCUUUGUUAACAGAAGUCUCACUCAGAAGAGAAAGCAGCUCUCGAAAGUCCGUAACUCGAUGCAUUCGACGGUCCAGCACCAGAUGCAACGCAGCAUCUGUGCACAUCAGUAUGCAUCUCAUCGAAGGAAUGGAAGAGCGAUAUCACUUAGAGCGGCGUAUGCCCUCAGCAUAGCCAUCCUUGUCAUCGAAGGAGGACAGCCAGCUGAUUAUUGUCUCAGUGAUGAAGAUCAGCAGGAGCUUUUGAAAGCGGGUUGGGAGUUUGUAGGGAAGAUGGAUAAAGCAGUUACAUAUCUUUCGCGUCAACAACAGAGUUCGAGCGGUAGUCACUUCGACUUGAAGAGACGCGUGGGGAAGUACCAAAAGCUUCGAGCUACUGUGUCAAUGUAUUCAGUGAUGAUGCGGAGUGUUGCGAUGAGUUUACCAAAGGGACCUGUCCUAAAGGAAUUGGAUGGGCAAACGGUCAAGCUUCUUAAGGAGCUAGAUCGCGUAGAUGGGAUUCUACGGGGCAGUCACACAGAAAACGCAACGGCGCUUCCACGCGGGCGUUCUUUAUUCAGAUAUUUGUGUGCUUGGGGAGCACGCAGCGAAGAUGGUUGUUCUGAAGAGACACAGCAAGGCAGCGCGACGAAGGAUACAAGGCGUAGGUGA